Molecule: messenger RNA, 1116 nt
Organism: Striga asiatica
Lineage: Eukaryota; Viridiplantae; Streptophyta; Magnoliopsida; Lamiales; Orobanchaceae
Source: the annotation of a GenBank genome assembly
AUGACUGACGACAUGUUCCCAAACGCGCCGGCGCGUGGAAAAUGUGAGCUCUGGAUAGGAUAUACCCACGUUAAAAGCUUAUUGAAUUUGGCAGAAAUUCAGAUUAGGCCGCCUUCUGUGAGAGCCGCUAAUGGAAACAGAGAAAAGCCUCGUCAAAAGAACACCUCUAAAGUUGAGGAUAAUAAUGUUAAUUCUCAAUCGUUUGAUGAUGGUACAUUAUUUUCAUCUUUGUCACCUAAUAAAGAGCAAAUCCUCACUCUCUUCGAGCAUAUACAGUCUUCUAUAGCUAAAGGCGAGACCCAGAAAACCCGCAAGAAGAAAUCUAAACGUACUGCUUAUAGUAAUGAUAAUAAUAUGAUGUCGGCCGAAUCAAUACUAGAGGUCCUUUUCCAGUCGAGAACCCAGCAAAAAGGAAAAACUACGGUGAACAAAGGGGAGGAUAAAUUAGUAGGCCUGCAGAAGGAUUCUCCACAGGAAGAGAAAGAAAAUACUGAACUUAAAUCGAUAAGGCCGCCUUCACAAUUCACUCGAAGAUCUCCAAUACCUCGUCCAUCAAGCCCAAGAUUCGAAGUUGGGGUGAUAAACGGAAGAAUUUUGUCAACAGACAAUGAAGAUAGCAAGAAAGUAGAAAAAUUUGAAGAAAUGAAAUCGAGCCCAAAAUAUGAAGUUGGGUCGGUAAACGGAAGAUUUGUAUCGACAGACAAUGAAGAAGAUAGCAAGGAAGUAGAGAAAUUCAAAGAAAUGAAACUCGCUGAAUUGAAAGAAGUUGCAAAGUGUAAAGGGAUCAAGGGUUACUCGAAACUGAAAAAGAGUGAGCUUUUGGAGCUCCUUAUUAGCAAUGGUGUUUGAUUUUCGGUUUGGGAGGGGAUCUGUGUUUUGGUGUUUUUAUUAUUUAUUCAUGGUAUUAGUGUUUUUUGCUAGGUUCUCCAGAAAUUUUCCUUGUGUAUGAACUGCAAUUUCUUGGAAGAAUUCAGAGUAUGUUCUGCAGAAAAAAAUUCAUGCUUAUGAAUUAUUUAUAAAGAAACUAGCAGAACAAGGAGUAUGUAUUAUCCAUAGCCUCUCUAUAUUGAAGUUUCACAAUAAGUACACACUUUUGCUUAGAAAAUAUGACUUGAC